UAGCAGGCUAUUAGUACUCAAAAACUCAUUUUCAUCAAUAUGAUUUCCUGUUUCUGGGCUUCCUCGUUGACGAUCUUCCUAAGCAUAAUGAUGCUAUUGACUGGCACCCAUGCUGCAUCCGACGUUGUUCCUGGGAAACAUUUCGACAGAGUGUUUAUUGUGGUUUUUGAAAAUCAAGAUUAUAAAACAGCCGCCAAAGACAAAUUCAUGUCCUCGCUCGCUGAUCGCUACAACGGUGUCACUCUGACCAACUACCUUGCAACAACUCAUCCGUCGCAACCCAACUAUAUCGCCAUGAUCAGUGGUUCAACCGAUGGUACCAAUGAGGAUGAUGAGUCUAAUAUCAAGCGAAAGACGAUUGUCGAUCUGUUGGAGAAGAAGGACAUCUCGUGGACAACCUACCAAGAAGACUAUCCUGGGCAUUGCAAUAAGGAAACCGACAUCAAAAACUAUGCACGCAAACAUAACCCUUUCAUGUCUUUCACCAAUAUCUCGGGCAACAAAAAGCGAUGUGCCAAGAUCGUCAAUAGCAAGCAAUUGGAUAAAGAUAUCGCGAACAAUGCUGUGCCUCAAUUUGCGUUCUACACACCGGACUUGAUGAAUGAUGCCCAUGAUUCGAGUAUGAGUUAUGCUUCUCGAUGGUUUAAAAAGUUUUUGCAGAAGCGCAUCAAUAAUCCUGCUUUCAGCAAAAACACCAUGUUUGUUGCCACCUUUGAUGAAGACGAUGGAGGUAGCGAUGACAACAAAGUUUAUACAGUAUUGUUCGGCCCCGAUUUCCAUCGCUCAUCCUCCAAGCGGAAAGACAAUAAGCGAUACAACCACUAUUCGUUGCUGCGCACCAUUGAAGAUAACUGGGAUCUGGGUGACCUUGGACAACACGAUAAGAAAGCAGUUCCAAUCAAAUUAUAGAUUAUUUUUUCCCACAAAAAUAGAUACCCGUGUUCGUCAGCUGUGCUGAUCGUGGUUGUUCUCAUUAUAGAGAAGAAGAUUAAAAUAUUUUGAUUUGUCGUUGUCUUCAUUUCCUACUUUUUUUUCAGUCAUCCAUAACCGUCG
Radiomyces spectabilis is the source of this 1053-nucleotide messenger RNA. Its product is annotated as phosphoesterase family-domain-containing protein. The coding region runs from base 40 to 909 and encodes 289 amino acids. Gene Ontology annotation, biological process: phospholipid catabolic process. Lineage: Eukaryota; Fungi; Mucoromycota; Mucoromycetes; Mucorales; Radiomycetaceae. The transcript is spliced from 4 exons. Gene Ontology annotation, molecular function: hydrolase activity, acting on ester bonds. The record is from RefSeq and is a predicted model, not a curated record.